CCCAUUCAUCCAAAGAGGGAAAUCUCUAAAGUAUUUAAUAGUACGUUGCUAAAAUCGAAGUGCCAAUAUUUCAUGCAAGUAGUACGUCAUGUUCAACAAAUUGAAACUAAGAGACUCUUCUUUGGACGGAGUUCGGUUCAAACUAUCAACUGUAAUAACAAAGGAAACCCGUGAAAAGUUGGACAAUCCGGAGUGCUUUCUGAGUACCGAGCAAUUGAACCUUUUAGACCCUUCUCGUGGUUUGUAUCUACGUUAUUCGGUUUCCAAUAUUAGUCACGUUUGUUUGGAUAAAAAAAGAGAGAAGAAAUUCUUUUCUCGUCUCGUCUCGGUGGUAAGGAUACAACUGACUAACGGAGAACACGUUCUUCUCGGUUUUCGACACGAUAGUGACCAAUCUGUAUUUAUACAAAAACUUGAGCAAUACAUUAGACAGCAUAAGCAAAAAAAAACAAAUGAAACUAGUCAAACUUCUCCUAAAGGUGUAGGAGUAGCAGGUAUUAUGCAAACUCGGAAAGAACAAGUGCAACAAAGAGAGGAGCAGCUUCAGAACGCAUUUAAGGAUCUUGAGUCACUAAUGUCACAAGUGAAGGGUUUGGUUGAGUUGGCACAAAAAUAUCAAGGUUCAUUGUUGGAGUCCAAGGUAGGUGAAGAUAUGAAAGAAGUAGUUGAAUUUCGUAACAUGGCUGCUUCUCUGGGAGUUGAGAAUCCUGUAACUAGAGCGCAACUUGGAGGCCAUGGAAACGAGUUUCAUAGGCAGCUUGCAAUGGAAGUAUACCGUACCAUUGAAAAGCCACUGAGAAAGAAUGGAGGAAUGAUGAACUUGAUAGAUGUAUACUGUUGGCUUAUUCGUGCCAGAACGACUACUGAACUGGUCUCUCCUGAUGAUUUGUUAGCAGCCUGUGAAAUGUUUGGUAAAUUGCACAUACCAAUACAUUUGAGUAGAUUGGAAAGUGGAGUUAUUAUCUUGGAAGCAGGGUUUAUGAAUGAUGAUGAAAUUGCUAAGAAAAUACUUGAAAUAGUUCAGUCAAAAGCCAGUCUUAAUGCAGUGGAAUAUGCUUCCCUUGUAAAUAUCCCACUACUUCGAGCUGUAUCUCGUCUAGAGUUUUGUGAACAAAUGGGAUUUCUGUGUCGAGAUGAAUUCGAAGAGAAUAUUCGGUUCUUUCCCAAUUUAUACUUUUGAUGCAAACAUCGAAUGCAGUUUGU
This is a messenger RNA of Galdieria sulphuraria, 1203 nucleotides long. RefSeq names its product ESCRT-II complex subunit VPS36. The coding region runs from base 89 to 1180 and encodes 363 amino acids. The transcript is spliced from 2 exons. Gene Ontology annotation, biological process: protein transport to vacuole involved in ubiquitin-dependent protein catabolic process via the multivesicular body sorting pathway. The record is from RefSeq and is a predicted model, not a curated record. Gene Ontology annotation, cellular component: ESCRT II complex; late endosome membrane. Gene Ontology annotation, molecular function: ubiquitin binding. NCBI's taxonomy places the organism in Eukaryota, Rhodophyta, Bangiophyceae, Galdieriales, Galdieriaceae.